AUGCACAUCAUCCUCCUCGGCACCCUCGACACAAAGCGUGACGAGGUGCUGUACCUCCGCUCCCAACUACACCAGAAUGCUCAACGCUUCAACACGCCCCUCGAGAUUACACUCAUCGACGUUGGCAUCAGAGCCACAGAAGACCCCGAAAUCAACAUAUCCCACACAGAUCUCCUAACAAAAUACUCCCCCGAUUCCGAAGAUACCAAAAAAGACCUCUUCGCCCUCCCCCGCGGCGAAGCAAUCAAGUACAUCACAGCCUGCGCCACAAACUGCGUCUCGCAUAUUCUGAAGACAAAUCAGGUCCACGGCAUAAUCGGCACAGGCGGUAGCGGGGGAACAAGUAUAAUAUCUGCCGUCAUGAGGACUGCGGCACCCAUCGGUUUACCGAAAUUGAUCGUUUCCACCGUCGCCUCAGGGAAUACAGGACCCGUUGUCGGCGAAACAGAUAUGACGCUCAUGUACAGCGUCGUCGAUAUAGCAGGGAGCAAUCAGCUCCUCCGCAAUGUAUUAGGCAAUGCGGCGGGCGCCAUGGCAGGCAUGGCGAGCGCAUAUGAGGCCCGUCUGGAAUCCCAAGCCCAAAGCAGAGAGACGCCAAGUAAAGAGGAAAAGAUCCGAGUCGGGAUAACGAUGUUCGGCGUGACGACGCCCUGUGUCGACGCAAUCAGGUCCCAUCUGGAAAACAACUACGACGUCGAGGUCUACGUCUUCCAUGCCACGGGACACGGCGGGAAAGCCAUGGAGCGGCUGGUGGACGAGGGGCAUCUCGACGCGAUUCUUGAUCUCACGACGACGGAGAUCUGCGAUUUUAUUGCGGGUGGUGAGAUGGCGUGUGAUGAGGCGAGACUGGAGACGAGUUUGAAGAAGGGCAUUCCGACGAUUAUAUCGGUUGGGGCGACGGAUAUGGUGAAUUUUGGACCGAAGGAGAGUGUGCCGGCGAAGUAUAGAGAGCGGAAGCUAUUUGUGCAUAAUCCUACUGUUACGCUUAUGAGGACGAGUAAGGAGGAGUGCGAGGCUGUCGGACGGUUCAUUGUGGGCAAGGUGGAUCAGUUUGCGAAGAAGCCGGAUCUCGUUGAGGUCUGGAUUCCUCGUGGCGGGGUUAGUGCGAUUUCGAGGCCGGGGGGUGCUUUUGAGGAUGCUGAUGCGGAUGGGGCUCUUGCUGAGUCUGUUAGAACUGGGUUGCAGGGGAAGGUCAAGGUUGUUGAGGACCAGAGGGAUGUUAAUGAUGGGGGCUUCGCGGUGGACGUUGCGGAAAGGCUUAUGGCGUUGGCGAAGGAGGCUGGUCUCAUCUAA
Aspergillus mulundensis is the source of this 1293-nucleotide messenger RNA. Its product is annotated as Tm-1-like ATP-binding domain-containing protein. The record is from RefSeq and is a predicted model, not a curated record. NCBI's taxonomy places the organism in Eukaryota, Fungi, Ascomycota, Eurotiomycetes, Eurotiales, Aspergillaceae. Bases 1 to 1293 code for a protein of 430 amino acids. The transcript has a single exon.